AUGAAGGCCUUCAUUGUUCUAGUGUUGUGUGUUGCAUCCGCCCUGGCGGGUUACGAAGAAGAUCAGUGGUUGGAGAAAAACAGUGUGCGUCCUUUGGGUUUGGAGAAUUUCAAGGAGCCCCGAUAUACAGGAAGAAUCGUUGGUGGUGAUGAAGUUUCUAUCAGCGAUUACCCGUUCCAGUUAUCACUUCGUUCGAAUAAUGCUCACAUUUGCGGCGGUUCGAUUAUUUCAAGCAACUGGGCAUUGUCGGCCGCUCAUUGCACUCAUCCACUGCCUGCAGUUAGCUCGAUAACUUUCCGUGCUGGAAGCGCUAGUCGACUCACUGGAGGAACUGUGUUUCAAGCUGCUGAGAUAAUAAACCAUCCACAAUACAAUUCAAAUACCCUCGAUAACGAUGUCUGUGUUAUUCGAGUCACAACAUCCUUCGCAGGAACGGACAUCGCCCCAAUCUCGCUCGUUUCAAGCGGAACCAGUAUCGCUGCUGGUACUCGUAGUGUCGUAUCUGGAUGGGGUCUGACUGUCACCGGUGGAUCCUUACCGGUCAACUUGAGAGCCGUCGAUAUUCCCGUUGUUGCUCACAGCACCUGUCAGAGUCAAUGGGGAGCUGGAAGCGUCACCGUAAACAUGGUUUGCGCUGGUGAGCCAGGACGUGACUCCUGCAACGGGGACAGCGGUGGUCCGCUCGUUACCGGUGGAAACCAGUUUGGUAUUGUAUCCUGGGGUGCUACACAAUGUGGUGGUAACCUGGCUGGAGUGUAUACCGACGUGGGUGCUAGUAGCAUUCGCAACUUCAUCAGUUCGAAUACCGGCGUGUAAUUUGUUUUGCUGAAGUGGAUCAAUAAUACUCUCAAA
Malaya genurostris is the source of this 852-nucleotide messenger RNA. RefSeq names its product trypsin alpha-3-like. The transcript is spliced from 3 exons. Gene Ontology annotation, molecular function: serine-type endopeptidase activity. The record is from RefSeq and is a predicted model, not a curated record. Lineage: Eukaryota; Metazoa; Arthropoda; Insecta; Diptera; Culicidae. Bases 1 to 816 code for a protein of 271 amino acids. Gene Ontology annotation, biological process: proteolysis.